AAAGACAAUUCAGGAAGUAGGCCUACUCUUUGGCGUUGGCCAAAGAUUGCUUAGGCUUGAGCAAAAGUUUGUGGGCGUUUCCGAAUACCAUCGACAUUAUCUAUAAAGACUCUUCUCUUACCUAUACUGGUCGCUUGUCAAGGACAGGAACACACUGAUUGGUAUGCCGUUGAAAGAACCCAAUGGCAUCCUCAACCCCUUUGACCGAGGCCAACACCACCUUUACCCUGGCCUUGUUCAAAAAGAUCACGGAGGAAAACAAGACUGGCAAUGUCUUCUACUCUCCUCUCAGCAUCUCUUCGGCCCUGGCCAUGGUGCUGCUGGGUGCACGGGGGAACACCUCCACACAGAUGUCAGAGGCGCUGCAACAUCAGAAGGGCGAAGAGGAUAUCAACGCCAGCUUCUCCAAACUGCUGAGCGAGCUGAACAAGCCAGACGCGCUGUACUCCCUCAGUCUGGCCAACAGGCUGUAUGGAGAGAAGACUUACCAGUUUGUUCAGGAGUUCCUGGAUGAAACCAGGAAGUACUACCAGGCAGACCUCCAAUCUGUGGACUUCCAAGCCAAGGCAGAGGAGGCCAGGGUGGAGAUAAACACCUGGGUGGAGAAACAGACACAAGAUAAAAUCAAGGACCUGUUGGUACCUGGUGUGAUUGACUCGCUGACCAGGUUGGUGCUGGUCAACGCCAUCUACUUCAAGGGAAAGUGGGACGAGCAGUUUAAGGAGGAAGCCACCAAGGAUACUGCCUUCAAACUGAACAAGAAUGACACUAAGAAAGUGAAGAUGAUGUACCACAAAGCAAGGUUCCCAUUUGCCCUCAUUCGUGAGGCGAAUUGCCAGAUCCUGGAGCUGCCCUAUGAAGGCAAAGAACUCAGCAUGCUGAUCUGCCUGCCUAUGGAAAUUGAGGACGGCACCACCGGCCUGGAGAAGCUGGAAGCGAUGCUGACCUACGAGACCUUCAUGGAAUGGACCCAGCCAGACAGGAUGCGCCGGAGGGAAGUCAAUGUGGGCCUGCCGCGAUUCAAGAUGACCCAGACCUACGACAUGAAAGACCUGCUGGUCAGCAUGGGCAUGGUGGACGCCUUCGACCAGGGCCUCAGUGACUUCUCUGGCAUGUCCUCGGCCAACGACCUGGUGCUGUCCAAGGUGGUCCACAAGGCCUUCGUGGAGGUCAACGAGGAGGGCACCGAGGCCGCCGCCGCCACCGCUGGUGGCGAUAUGAUGUUAUGCCUCAUAAUACCCCCCCGAUUCGUCGCCGACCACCCCUUCCUCUUCUUCAUCCGCCACAACCCCAGCAAGAGCAUCCUGUUCGCUGGCCGCUACAGCUCACCUGAGUGAUGGCUGAGGGUGGGGGGCGGACGGGGCGGGGGGGUGGACACGUGUCUGUGAGAGCCUCCAAUGUGAAGUGCACAGCGCUUGCCUACAUUCAUUAAGUGUUCACUUGUCUUUUAAACUGGAGGAGACCUGCCUUGAUCAGACCGGGUUGUUGCUGCAAAGCUUUGAAAUGUACUUGUUUUUAGUAUUGAGGUAACUCAUGUUGGUGGUAUGCAUUCACAUCCAGUUAAUUGUUGUGUUAACACUGAGUGGAACCAUGGAUUUACUAGCCUUACACACUAGCCUUGCGCUGUAUACCCCCGGUUUGUCACUCUCCAGCCUUAGGUCCCCCAUAUGUAGGCCCAUUCUAAGCUGCUUUAAGUCCUCCACAUAAUAAUAAAUAAUAAUAAUACAUUUAAUUUAGAGGCGCCUUUCAAAACACCCAAGGUCACCUUACAGAGCAUAUAGUCAUCAUAAAUUUUUUAAAAAACAAGACAUUGUGGAAAAAAAUAAAAAAAUAAAAAAAUAAAAAAAUACCUAAUACCUAAAUAAAUAAAUACCUAAAUAAUACCUAAUAAAUACCUAAAUACAUAAACUCCUUUAAUGCAGUAGUUCAGUCAGUAAUGCAGUUUACUUUUCUCUCACAUGCUAGGUGAUGUUAUGUUGAUGUGAUGUGAUGUUAAGUGUGUGAAGUUGUGUUUGGCUUACAAAGACAAAGACUAAACAAACGUACCAAAAAAUUAUGAAAUACAUUUUUGGUGGUUAGUUUCUUUGACAUUAUUCCCCAUAAUAAAUUGCUUUUUUUUUUAUGCACGUGAAUAUGUAUCUUUUUAAUAACUAAUAAGAAAAACAUGCUGCAACAUUUUGAUUUUUGUAUUGACUAGGAAAU
Molecule: messenger RNA, 2202 nt
Organism: Gadus chalcogrammus (walleye pollock)
Lineage: Eukaryota; Metazoa; Chordata; Actinopteri; Gadiformes; Gadidae
Product: leukocyte elastase inhibitor-like
Exons: 9
Coding region: 183-1337 (384 amino acids)
Biological process (GO): negative regulation of endopeptidase activity
Molecular function (GO): serine-type endopeptidase inhibitor activity
Source: RefSeq, a predicted model, not a curated record